AUACAGUGUUACAUUGUAUACUUGGGAGCACAUUCUCAUGGUCCAACUCCUUCCUCUGCUGGCCUUCAAAUUGCUACAUCUUCUCAUUAUAUUUUAGAACCAAAAUUUUUUAUCGAAGUACCAGAUAAAAUGUCCAAUUCAAACAUGGGAGAUGCAUGCAAGGACAAUAUUAGGAAUCAUAAGGCUUCAUGCAGCAAGGAAAAUGCUAAGAAUAUCACCUUCUGUCCCAACGAAAUUCUUAAUAUUUUCCUUAAGACUAUGAACAUUGUCGGUCCUGUGGUCUCCGAUUCAAUACGAUAUGAGACAACUGGCAGCAAUGAGCAGAAUGCAAAAGAAAAAAUUAUUUAUUCAUACAAUAAACAAAUCAAUGGGUUUGCAGCUAUGCUUCAAGAGGAAGAAGCUGCACAAAUUGCAAAAAAUGAAAAGGUGGUAUCAGUGUUUAUGAGUAAAGAGCAUAAACUGCACACUACACGUUCAUGGGAAUUUCUUGGAUUGCGCAGAAAUGAUAUGAGCUCAGCUUGGCAAAAGGGAAGGUUUGGUGAAAACACCAUCAUAUCUAACAUUGAUUCAGGUGUUUGGCCUGAAUCGAUGAGUUUUAGUGACAGAGGAAUAGGCCACUCAUGUUCUAUUCUUUUUACCUAG
Molecule: messenger RNA, 642 nt
Organism: Vicia villosa (hairy vetch)
Lineage: Eukaryota; Viridiplantae; Streptophyta; Magnoliopsida; Fabales; Fabaceae
Product: subtilisin-like protease Glyma18g48580
Exons: 6
Biological process (GO): proteolysis
Molecular function (GO): serine-type endopeptidase activity
Source: RefSeq, a predicted model, not a curated record